Molecule: messenger RNA, 1530 nt
Organism: Camelus dromedarius (Arabian camel)
Lineage: Eukaryota; Metazoa; Chordata; Mammalia; Artiodactyla; Camelidae
Product: olfactory receptor 5G3
Biological process (GO): G protein-coupled receptor signaling pathway
Cellular component (GO): membrane
Molecular function (GO): odorant binding; olfactory receptor activity; G protein-coupled receptor activity
Source: RefSeq, a predicted model, not a curated record
GCAGUUCACAUAGAAACUUACAACCUGAAGGAAUUUUCGAUAAUAGAAUUGGACUGUUUGUGGGAGACAGCAGAGAUCAUGGGUGAAUUGCCCAAGUUACACAGGAUCUUUGCACAAACUGCCUGACUUAGUAUGUAGGAAUAUUAUUUACUACAGCCCAAAGUACUUCAAUAAUUGUCUCUUAUGGGGGUGUUUUAGACAAUCUUUUAUUGGCUGAAAAUAAUAUUUGUAACUCUUAAUGAUAGUUUUUUCAAAAUAUCUUUUUUUCUUCUUGUAACAGACAGCAGUGACUGAAUUCCUUUUCUUGGGCCUCACAGAUCAUCUCCACCUGCAGAUUGUCCUCUUUGUUAGUUUUCUUUUUGUCUGUCUUGUCACCUUGGGGAGUAAUUUGGGGAUGGUCACUCUCAUAUGGAUCGAUCCCAGACUCCACACACCUAUGUACUUCUUUCUUAGCCACUUGUCCUUUGUAGACACAUUUUCCUCUUCUUCCAUUGCCCCCAAGAUGCUGUGUGAUAUCUUUGUAGAUAAAAAGGGCUCUUUCAUGGGUUGUGCUGCACAGAUGUGGUUCUUUGGUCUUUUUGUGGAAACUGAGUGUUUGCUCUUGGCUUCCAUGGCGUAUGAUCGGUAUGUGGCCAUCUACAAACCCUUGCUGUACACCCUCAUUAUGUCCCAGAGGGUCUGUGUGCAGCUGGUUCUGGGCCCUUAUGCUGUGGGUCUUCUAAGCACCAUGAUGCACACAAUUCACACAUUUUGCUUACCCUUCUGUGGUCCAAAUAUCGUCAAUCACUUUUUCUGUGAUAUUUCACCACUGCUUUCCCUAGUGUGUGCAGACACCUGGAUCAAUAAGUUGGUGCUUUUCAUCUUCACGGGAGCCAUAGGAGUUCUCAGUGGCCUGAUCAUCAUGGUCUCCUAUGUUUGCAUCCUGGUUGCCGUGCUGAGGAUCCAGACUGCUGAUGGGAGGAGAAAAGCCUUCUCUACUUGUUCUUCUCACCUGGCAGCUGUCUCUGUCCUCUAUGGGACUCUUUUCUUUAUUUAUGUCUGACCUAGCUCAAGUUCCUCCAUAGAUAUGAAUAAAGUGAUUUCUCUGUUUUAUAUUGUGGUAGUCCCCAUGUUGAACCCACUCAUCUACAGCUUGAGGAUCAAAGAGGUGAAAGAUGCAUUCAGUAGGAAGUUUGAAAGGAAAAAAGAAUUUUUAAUACAUAAAAUAGAAUUCUAAUUGUGCUGCACCACCCUUGUUAAUUCAGUCAUGUGUGGUCAAGAGAAGACAGUACUGAGAAUGAGACAUUCCCCUUAGUUCCUGGGUCUGCUAGUUUCAAGGUCAUUCAUAUACUAGACAUAUUGUUUAUAUUGUUCUUCUUCAGUCUUCUCCUUUGCAAAAUGUUGGGGAAUAUAAAACAUUUUACAUACGUGUUGAAAGGAGAAAUGUAAGAGAUGCCAGAAUAAAGUCCACGAGAACAUUUAUAUCUUCUUACAGGUGAGAAGACAUUUUAUUCCAGCCCAGAAAAGCAAACAUUGUAAGAGAAAGAUCAA